AUGACCUCCUCCGCAGAACUCGACGGACUCUCGCUAGGCCAGCUCUUCAGCCAAGGCCAAUCCAUAUUGACAGAAUUAGAAGACUCACCUUUGUCCAGCAUUGACCCAGCAUACCAAGCACAAGUCGCAAAAGGGUUUCAAAUGCUCUCACGCGCUGACGACUUGGUGUCCAAGCUUGCCAUCUUUAGUGAUAACGAGCUACUAGACGAUAUCAACACCAACGAUCUCAAGUUUCUGCUGAUCCCUGCCUACUUGGGUAACUUGACAUUGAAGAUCAAUAGCCCAGACAGACGAUCUGUAUUAGACAAAUCCAGAGACUAUCUACAAAAGUUUUUGAGUGCCUGUCAAGAUCAUGCACUGAUUCAAAAGCAAGACUUGAGCCUGAUGGAGCAGUUACAACACAAGGCGCCCAACGUGGCGGCAUCACAGCAACGUGAUCAAAAGAUUGCUCGAUUCAAGCGUGAACGUGCUGUCAAACAACACAUUGCGCAACUUCGUCAGCAGCUGGAUGCCGUAGGCAACAAGGAAGAUGAGGACCGCGAUGUGGAUGAUAUGGAGCGAGAGUGGGUAGAGGCAUUGAUCGAAUUAGAGAUAUUGAAGGCAUUGGAGAACUGGCAUGCGAUCGAACAAGAGAUGGUCAUGGUGAAAGAAAUGGAAGCUAUGAAGGAGAUGAGAGAAAAGACAGGACGAGAUACAUCCGCAGACAGCCGAGAGGCACCGCAGACAAGUCGAGCCAACUGGGGCAAAGAUAAACCCAUGCUGAGCAAGGAGGGCAGACCACUUCAACCCUUUGUGAUUAUGAACAAACGAGAGCAGCUCAAGAGCCAAGUAUUUGGAUAUGGUCAUAAUCUGCCAACCAUGACCAUUGAUGAAUACCUGGAUCAAGAAAUGGAAAGAGGCAAUAUCAUUCAAGGAGGUGGAGAAGAACCUGAAAAGCCAGAAAUUGAUGAUAACGAUUACGAUGCUCAAGAUGCCGAAACCAUGAAGAAGCGAGAGUGGGACGAAUUUGUCGAAGCCAAUCCCAGAGGAGCAGGCAAUCGAGGCAACAAAGGAUAA
Messenger RNA from Mucor velutinosus, 1056 nucleotides. RefSeq lists its product as uncharacterized. The record is from RefSeq and is a predicted model, not a curated record. Gene Ontology annotation, cellular component: cytosol. Bases 1 to 1056 code for a protein of 351 amino acids. Gene Ontology annotation, molecular function: protein phosphatase 2A binding. The transcript has 2 exons. Gene Ontology annotation, biological process: regulation of signal transduction; regulation of dephosphorylation. Lineage: Eukaryota; Fungi; Mucoromycota; Mucoromycetes; Mucorales; Mucoraceae.